Molecule: messenger RNA, 2101 nt
Organism: Carya illinoinensis
Lineage: Eukaryota; Viridiplantae; Streptophyta; Magnoliopsida; Fagales; Juglandaceae
Exons: 7
Coding region: 228-1457 (409 amino acids)
Source: RefSeq, a predicted model, not a curated record
CUUUCAACUCCACUCAGCGAACUAUCACCCGACCAUCGACCACCACCCACUAGUCUCCCCAGAUCUCCCCACACCAAUACGAGCGGCUCAAGCCAGCCCACCUCAAUCCCUAAGCCCUAAUUUCCCAAAUUAUCGACUUUCACAGCUGAAUUUACCUGGAGUCCUAUUUUAUUUUUCUGUUUGUUCUCGAACAAUUACCAAAAAAAGAAAAAUAAAAACUAACUAAUAUGUGGGGUGGUGGCGGUGGAAUUGGGGGUGAUCUCCAUUGGGGAAGAAAGGAGGCUCAAUCCAGAGGAAUCGCGGUGGUCUUCGCUUGGGCUUCGAUUCAGUUGCGGCACUUGAAGAGCUACGUAGACUUGUACGCGUCCCUCGGAUGGAAUUGCCUCGUUUGCCAUGCCGAUUUUCUCAACGCAUUUUAUCCUGAGAGGGCCAUGUCACUGGCAUUUGUUGUUCUCAACGGGCUUGUUGAGGAGCUAAGGAUUAGGCCAUGCCCUAUUGUCUUUGUUGCUCUAUCUGGUGGUCCCAAAGCUUGCAUGUAUAAGAUUUUUCAGGUUAUCGAUGGAACAUGUGGAGAGAUGUAUUGGGGCGAAUAUCAGUUGGUCAGAAAUUGCUUUUCUGGGCAUAUCUAUGAUUCUAGUCCAGUAGAUUUUACAAGUGAUUUUGGUGCAAGAUUCACUCUACACCCCUCCAUUUGGAAAAUGCCUGGGUCAUCGAAACUUGUUUCUUGGGUGGCGAAAGGCGUUGCUUCUGGUCUUGAUGCAUUAUAUCUUACUAGGUUUGAAUCGCAACGUGUGGAGUAUUGGCAGGCCUUGUACUCCUCUGUUAACUUGAGCGCUCCUUUUCUCAUUGUGUGCUCAGAAAAGGAUGAACUUGCACCGUACCACAUUAUCUGCAAUUUUGCUCAACGUUUACAGGAUCUUGGGGGGGAAGUUAAGCUUGUGAAAUUGAAUGGCUCCAAUCACAUAGGUCAUUACAAGCAUUAUCCAAUCCAAUAUAGGGCUGCUGUGACCAAUUUGCUUGACAAGGCCGCUUCAGUUUAUUCCCAAAAAAUCCGACUACUGGGAGAAAGAGCUAGCAUGCAAGGUAUGCAUGAUGAGAUAUCUGAGCUAAUCUGUGACCUCCAGAAUGCAGCUAUUAACUCAAACCAGAGCUUCAGAAGAGUUGCACAGGGGCCAGGCGACCACUUCUUCUUGCCAAGUUCUUCAGAGUAUCAAAAUGGUAGAGAAUCUCCAUCUUUACAAGAUGAGCAGAAAGAAAGAUCCAUUUAUCUACCUAGCCCGUCAAGAAUCAAUGCACAUAGCGUACUUGGCCAAUUCCUCUUUGAUGUUUGUGUUCCCAAGAACGUUGAAGGUUGGGAUAUUAAAUUUGGUGGCUCUCUGAAUGGGCAGCCAUUUGCUUCUGCACGUAGAAAUUUGCCUAUCCAGGGUAUUAAAUGCACUCGCCGAUCAAGACUAUGACUUCUCCUACAGGUUGACUUUCUGAAAAUCUAUUAGAAGUUUGCAUGAGUUGUUCAACAGCAUCUAAGAGAUCACAAGCAAAUCAACCUCCUGGAAGAUGAUUAAAGACUUGAUGUUGGGAAUGUAAGUAGCGGAGUUGGGCUUUCCAAAUGGAACAGCUGGAAUCCUUUGGCACUAAACAGGAUAAGACCAUAUAUAUCGUAUUUAAACAAAGAGGUAUGUUGAUUAUGAUCUCCUAUCCACCUGUUCCAUAAGCUAAGUGUACAGAUAAGUGAGGACAAGAUGAUAUGUAUAGAGUGAGGUGUAUGUUUGUUAUGAACUAUCCUCCUGUUGAAUAAGCUAUAUGAAUGCACGGUUAAAACAGAAAAAGCUACAUGAAUGCACAAGUGGUCAGCUGAUGCUGGGAGAUAGAUACAGUCAUUCAGAAGUGGGCUUCUAUUGAUUAGUUCUAUGUUUGCAGAUGCUGUAAGGAGUUGUUUGCAUGAGAUAGUGUAUACUGUAUAGUGGUGUUAUCUAGAAAUAUAUGGUUUUGGUAUUAGACCAUGGCUGUACGAGCUUCUAAUGGUCAAGAAUGAGGCUGGAGACCUGUAAUAUGUAAAUAAGAGGAAGUCUUAAUGGGAAGAAUUUUUAUUUAUUUUUUUAAA